AUGUUCCGUGGUCGUCCAUGGCCUAAGGAAUGCUUUCUCAAUAGCCUCUUCCGCCAGCCGAACGUAACGACGCUGCUGAAUUUCCCCACCAACAAUUCUCUUCUCCUACCUUUAAUCUCAUCCCGAUCAAUAAGCUGUCGUUCUAAGAGGCUUGGCUCGAAACUGCGUGAACGGGAUGACGAGAAGCAGUUCUCCGAUGCUGGAUUCUGGCACGAUCUGCGACUCCGGUCUGAUUUGAAUCAAGCCUACUCCCCGACAGGCGCGAACCUCCAGGAACCACAGCUGAGUGAAAUCAGCCCCGAUUCAGCGAACUCCGAGUUGGAGUCAACCCUGUCGACAUCGUUAUCGUUUUCGCGAAAAGCAGGGGACAGACAGCGUGGACGAAUACGAGGGCGAGCGAUCAACCAACGAAGGAAUCCUCGACGGUUCUGGAAGUUGGAUCCGUGGAAGUUUAAACCGACUAAAACCGAGUAUCUGCUAGAUACGCUUCACAAAUUUGUCCACAACCCUUCUAACGGUAGUAGUCGCCAAUGGACGUUGGCCGCAAGGAAACCAGAUGACCCUCUCAUGACCCCCUUAAUCAAGCCGCGAAGGUCUACCUACAAAUCUACCCAAAGGAUAUCAUUACAAGAGGCUCUUGCCGACUACAUAUAUGACGUGGACCGCCAUCUGAACCAAGAAAAUGGCCCUCGAAAGAGUGAUUCCAGUGCGCCUGAAAACAUUAGCACGGAGUCAGCCGUAGAUGUAGGCCUACGCAAUUUCUCUCGCAGGGGAUUUUACAACUACCUGCACCGUCGUUUUUAUUCUACUGCUGAUCUAACGACAUGGGCCUGGGUGCUCAAAAGCCCCACCCCUUAUCGAGCUAUUCUCCGGCUCUUAGCAGUGGAAAACCAGGAUAGGACAAGAAAUGGAAUUUUUUUCCGAUCCGUCCCACCGUUUAUCCCACUGCUCCUGUUAAGGCAAAGUCUCGACUCAAGGGCAUUUCGCUUGCUUUUGCCGUACUGUCUAAGCCUCAUAAGCGGUCAACCGCUGCCGCCACCAGAAGCAUAUGAAAAAGCGACGGCGGGAGAUAUCUCUCUUGAAGAUGCCCCGCUCGAAAGCUUGAGGCCUUUGAUCCCCCCUAAUAUGUGCAUCACUUUUGCUAUUAGAUUGCUCCAUCACGCGCGACAAUUGCUGCCGCAGGCUCAGGUCCCUAUUGCACGUGCCCUUACGACCUAUUUGGAGGCUGUUAAAUCGGAGGGACAAAACAGUGUCUCGAAGCCUACACUACGAAACCUGCGGUUGAUGAUCCAGGGCUUAAAUACUGUGCUUCGAUCGCUCUCACUCCCCUGCAGGCUGAGGCCUUUUGCGUCAAUCCCAAUCCAGCAAGAAGCACAGUUCGAGAUCCUCAAGGCCAUGGCAAAAAACCAACCAGUUUUGCCCGUUACACGCAGGGGUUAUCAAGGCAUUAUUGCAGUUCAGCUUGCCCACAAUAAGACCCAGGCGGAGCGGCAAUGGGCGGAACUGAAGGCCCCGUCCUGGCCGCCGUGGAAGCAAGAGAAGCUUGGCAUCGAUGCACAGCGAGGGUUUGAAGGCAUGAGGAGCCGGGCGUUACGAGUGAUGCACCAGAUGCACAAGGCUGGGUACAAUCACAGUCUCUGGGAGCAUGUGUAUCGCAUCUACGCCGGGUGGGAUACCGAUCAGAGCCCGACCAUCCAAGUUAGAACGCUGGCGCGCCAGCCCUGGUUUUUGCGCAAGCCUGUGGAGAAAGUGACACACCAUGCAGUCUGGGAAGCUCGGAUUCGUGCUACGAGGACCGUACAUGAAGCUUGGGCAUGCUUCCUCUCAUACCAGGAUCUGGGCCUCCCUCCGCGGGCGAAAAUCUAUGUUGCAAUGGCUGAAAAAUUGAUAUAUAGCGGAAUUUGCACAAACAAUCUUGAUCAAGCUAGCCAUGCGUUGCCAGGCGAUCGUCUGGAAGUCUUCCCGGAGCCUUCGUCCGCGCGAGAUUUGAUUUAUGUACACACCCAACCCCUUAAAAUGGACGAGUUUCUCAAACAGAUGCUUUCUCAUGGCUUUCGGCCCCGGGGUCGGUUCCUAGCUUUGCUGCUUCGAAAUGCACCGUCCUUUGCAUCGGGCCUGGAUUACCUCAGUUGCAGCGAUUUAUCAGACGAACAGCUCAAGGCUUUGUGCACUCUUUGGCGGCAGGAAUCUACGCACAGCCAUGACGCUGUACGCGCUGUGAACGAGAUCCCUGAUUCUCUCUUUUCUGCCUUUAUAGCCUUUCUAUGCAAGUUCUCGAGUCUUGAUGGGAAAUGGGCGCGACAUGUCCACCACCUAGAUGCCUUUCCAAUAAUUCUCGGUCACUGGUCAAUGGCGCCGUUCAAAACAAAGACGCUUUUCUCCUACGCUACAGGCAAAGGAGGAAAUGACGGCGACCGACAUCCUGACUUCCUAAAGCACGCAAUCCGUCUGCUGAUGAUGCGGCGUUCUCAGUCCCCGCAGCCCUGGGAUUGUGUCUUAACGGCCGUGAGCAAGAAUCGUAUCUCUAGGUUCCUCCAGCACCAGAUAGGCCUGCACACUCAGAUUGUCCUUUCCUGGUACGAGUCUCUGGAGGUCCUGGACUUGAUGAAUGACCGUAAAAUCGAAACCAGCACACAAGGCUUCAGGACUCUCUGCAACCUUUUCUCCAAACUCAUGGUCGCACAAAGGCAGCACCCCGAGGCUGUGCAAAGAGCUCUACACCUUGUAGCAAGAGCAGCCCAAAGCGGAGCGCUGGUGCACGCUGAUCUCAGGUACCUACAUUUCGCGCAUGUGGCUCCUAGGGGCCUUGAAACCCUCAAAGGCCUAUUCGACCAGAUAGUGGUUUCGGGGUCGAGAUCAUCAUCUGUAUUUGGGCCCUGGCGUACUGCAUCCGAGGGGGCCUCCGAAUCAUUGCCCGACUUACUUUACGUGCCUGCUCCAGUUGACCUCCAUGCAUUGGUCCGAUCGCUGGGGUCUGCUGACGACUUUGACGGCUUGUUACGCCUUCUUCGGUGGAUGAGCCGUUACGAGCUUGCUAUUCAGGAGAUUUCCGACAGAUACAUGAACGGAGCGAGGAUGAAACGGCUUACGGUGGUGGCAAUACGCGUGUUUCUCGAAGGAGAUUUGCGCGGAGAGUCUUGGGAGAGUCUUGGUCGGAUGCGAUCCGCACAUGGACAGAGUGAAAUAGGAUCUAGCGAUGGGACUUCCCCGGAGCCGAACGCUGGAAUGCUACCUGAUAACCAGGUAUUGGGCGAAGCAUAUGACAUCGUGACCGCGUCGGAUGUCUGGGGGCCCUGGCCGAGUGACGAGGAGGUUGAAGACUAUUGUCAGGUCCACCGGAAAGAGCAUCGAGUGCUGUGA
Molecule: messenger RNA, 3360 nt
Organism: Aspergillus tanneri
Lineage: Eukaryota; Fungi; Ascomycota; Eurotiomycetes; Eurotiales; Aspergillaceae
Exons: 2
Coding region: 1-3360 (1119 amino acids)
Source: RefSeq, a predicted model, not a curated record